Molecule: messenger RNA, 2258 nt
Organism: Eriocheir sinensis (Chinese mitten crab)
Lineage: Eukaryota; Metazoa; Arthropoda; Malacostraca; Decapoda; Varunidae
Exons: 6
Coding region: 41-1507 (488 amino acids)
Source: RefSeq, a predicted model, not a curated record
CUUGAAACAGUCCCAGGCCCGCCUUGGUGAGCACUAUCGAAUGCCUCUCAACCUCACACUUCUCACCUACCUCUGGGCCUCUGACCCCACCAAAGUGAAUCCUGAAACAACCUCAACUGGCCUCUACAUUGCCUUCCUGGAGCUGAUUGAGUCUCGCUUGCAGACACGACUCCAGGAAAGGUUAAGUUGUGUGGAUCUGCCCAAAGGUAGAAGUCAAGAAGUAGUAAGGGAGUUUCAGAAAGAUUUGUACAGAGUUUGCAUGGACACGCUUCUAUCAGACUCAAUGCAGCUCUCUACUGAAUCAAAAGAUGUACUGGAAAAGAAAUGCAAAGACUUAAAAGUCCCUUUCAAUGAAAUAAUUGAAGCCUUUCUUGUAGUUGAAAAGGAGUGGACAAGCAGUGGCUACAAGACUGAACUGACUGUGCCUCACAAAAGCAUUUUAGAAUUUUAUGCUGCAAAUCAAUUCAUUAAUAAACUAAGGAAUGAUAAACCAGAGGAUAUUGUAUCUUUGUUGAUGAAGAAUUAUGGCAAAACAAGGGAUGAAAUAGAAAAUUUCCUUGGGAGCCCUAAACCAGAAGAUGUAAAGUUGCUGAAAAAGACUUGCAAUGAUCUUCUAAAAACAGACCAAAACCUGGCCAAGUAUGAUAACAUGCUCUUACACCUGACAGGUCUGUUGACUCAUCAGUGCCCUGACAUGUUACAUAGGUAUGCUGAGGAGCUUGUUGAUAUACUGAAGGAAGCCGAAUUCAAGGGAACCAAAUGGCUUGACAUACUUGUGGAAGCCAAAUGUGAUGACACGCUGGCCACCCUCCUAGCUCCACUAAAUGACCUCUGCCUCAUAGUCCACGAUGGCCAUAUGGGAGCUGCCCUUGCACUGUUCAAGCACCUGGACACCAAAAUCUCUGUGCAGGUUACUCUGGAGAAUGAAGUGACCUACAUUCCACGUCUAGAUGAUAUGUUGUGCCAGCUCUCGCAGAGGGACUGUGCAGUGGAAAUUUUCUUCCAACACCAAUGGAAGAAUAAGGAAUGUGGCUCUUCUGAUGAAUACCUAGGCAAGCUGCAGCCUGGGGGUUGCAGGAGUCAUGGGUGCAGAGUGACUAAAUUCACAGGCCAUCUGGGCACACUUUCCUGCCUGCCAGAGACCACAACAAAGCUGAAGAUUGCCUUUGCCAACACUGAACAUGCCAAGCAACUUCUGGUGGAACUGAAUGACUUGAACAAAAGAUGUGAUAUCACAUAUAUAGGAAUCCACGUGAUGUCAGAGGUGAGGCCUGAUGGCCUGACGCCUCUGCCUGUUCCAAAACCCCUUGAGGAAAAAGAGAUUGGCAGUCUUUGGCUCUCUGGGGUAGAUAAAGACUGGGAGAUGAAGUGUGGAGUGAUUCGUGCACUCCUUCCUGAUGAGUGGAUGUUCAACUCCAUUAGGUUCCCUCAAUGCAACUUUACUGCCGAGCGUUGCACUGACAUCCUUAAGUGCCUGAAGGAGCUAGGAGUAAAGGUGAAUGAGUAAGGAGGCAUUCGCUUCUUCUCCACUUUCGAGAAAAAUGAACUAUCGGAUCUUAAGAAGUUUGCCAGGCAAAGUCUUGGCUGUGCCCUGUACUGCUCUGAUGAGUCCAGCGUGUGGUACCCUGACUGGUGAGACAGGAAGCCUUCAUGUGGCGACACAUUGCAGAGUUAAUGAAUGGCCCAGGCCAAGAUGGGGCGUGGGAUUCAGCGUCUCCCAUGCAGAGGCCCUUUGUGAUUUGAGGCUGUCAAGUACUGGGCUUUCAUUCAUUAAAGUAAGUAAAGGUUAAGUUUGGGGCAUAUUCUACAGUGGCUACAUUGGCCCUCAUCUUCACCCUCCCAGCCCUGGAGCCUGUGGUGGGUAAGGAGCUGAGAACCCACAACCCAGGGCCACAGGGCCAGUGUGAUGGUUUAAGGGCAACAAAGAGUGGAAAAUAAAAAAGAAGCCCGCUGCUCACCGCUCCCAUAGGUUACCACAGUUUACAUUUAAUGAAGUGGAGAUAAGCACUGAGGCCACAUGCAGCGACAGCAUAUGUCCCCAACUUUACCUUUGAAGGGGAGGAUGAACAGCUGGGUGGGCUACAUGCCAACUGCCCAGGCUGGGACUGAACCCCAGCCCGUAGAUUCAUAGACAGGUGUGCUAACUGCCACACCAUGGAGGUGCUUUACUAAGUUGCAGUGAAAUAUGUUUUAGUAUUUUCCUAGUGUGAUGCCCAGUCACCUUCAAGGGUUUUGGUGUACACAUUGCUGUUAUGCAU